Molecule: messenger RNA, 2289 nt
Organism: Mytilus californianus (California mussel)
Lineage: Eukaryota; Metazoa; Mollusca; Bivalvia; Mytilida; Mytilidae
Exons: 5
Coding region: 414-935 (173 amino acids)
Source: RefSeq, a predicted model, not a curated record
UUUGUAUAUACAUGUAUUUACAGGCAUAUGUUUAGAAAGGUUUAUACUUUUACCGAACAUCUAACAUCAUAAAUUAACGUUUAAGGAGUCUAUUGAACCUCGUUUUUCAAAUAUUUUAUAAUUUUCAGUGGUUACAAUACAUUACAAGUAAAAAAAGAUCAUAUGACAAUCAUACGGUAAAUCGUCACUUACAACCGAACAACCGAAGUGGAUUUGAACAUUCGAUUGUAAUAGAUUUGAAGUUAAAUAAUUUGCAAAUGGAAGUUAAUAUCGGCAAAAAUCAAACCGAAAUGUGUUCUUAUUGUAAAUGUGUUAGUUCAGACAUUGGAUUAGAAAAGUACUUUUGUGUUUUUAUGCAUUUUCAAUCCAUUUGGUUUAAUAUUUUUUGGCGUUUUUAAUGAAAUAAAACAAUUAUGGAAGAUUUGACUCCAUUUCAUGGAAAAUGCAACAAGGAAAGGUUGCCCAUGAUGACACUGUUCAUCGUUAUUGUCGAUGCAGUACUUCUAGUAACAUUAGGAUUAAAGAGUGAUGGCUGGUCGAAAGUAACAGAGGGAGACAUCAUAGUUAUUGUGGUGGUGUUGGUGUUUACAGUGUGUAUUCUGAUAGCGGACAUCACACAUUUGGUUGAACGAGUUCUGUUUUCACGGAAAAUGGGUGCAUACAUUGAAGAAGCAGAAUUCACAGCAGAUUUUAAGUGUGUUAUAUGUUUGGACAACUCCAAAGAUCAUAUAGGAAAAUUAAAGUGUGGUCAUACAUUCCAUUAUGAGUGUAUAUAUGACUUUAUAACAAGGGAAGCAUUGAAUGAUGCUGUUCCCAGCUGUCCUUUAUGUCGUAGGACAAUGGAACGGUUUGAUAAAUGGAUUUGGAUGCUAAAUUGGAGACAUUUGAUGUUUAGGGAUCACAGUGACAUGAAAGGACUGAUAAGCACUGUCUGAAGAAGACUUAACAACGAGUUCUGUACAUUCAAUUUUGAACAGAGCAAAGAAAAUGUAUUUUAUAACAAUUAACAAUUAGCUUGAUAAAAUACUUAUUGUUUUAUUAUUUUCUUUUUACUUCUUUCAUUUUGUUUUUAUUCGUAUUUGUGAACUGCAAAUAAAUCAUUGGAAUCUCUUUUUUUUACAUUGUCAAUUUUAAUAAUAAGUAAUGAUGCGUAAGAUCAUCAAAAAAGUAUGAACAUAAUAAUUAUAUCAAGUAUAAUGUGAAAUAUCUAAAAACAGUUUUAAUUGAAAACUAUGAUAAAGAUAUGAAUAGAAACCAAAAAAAUGAUCUUCGAGAAUCUGUUUACAUAAAAAAAAUGGUCGAUAAAAAGAUAUAGUCUUGAUAUUUCAUGUGUUUUGUCAUAAAUAGAAAAAAUUAGAUAGGAUGAUACAACAUAUUUUCAGUACAUAUUUUAAAAGUGCAUUCUUAAGUGUGAUUACCGUAAUCUAAAACAAAUAGAAAACAAUAUCAUAGCUCAUUCUUAAUGUUGUAAUAAAAAAAUGUAUUGCGGAGUACUCACGUAUUGUAAUAUCUACGGGAAAGAAUGUUUUGCUUUGUCCUCAUGUCAUCGUUUUAUUGCAUAUGAUACGCUUAUAAAAGUGUACUCAUAAGAAACAUAACUUAAACAUGGGAUGAACUAUAUACAUAGUUUUUUAAUAUACGUUCUGUAUCUGCAUACAAGUCAUCCAAUUGUUCGUCAGAAUAGUGACAUAUUUUGCAAUAUCUCAUGCAAUUAGUGUUUUUUUCUACCUUGUCCCAGCGUAUUCUAAGCAAUUUGUUUUGGUCUGUUUUUGGAUUUAAGCUGCAAUAGACGUCUAGUUAAAUUAUUUCAAGAUGCCCUGUGAUAUACGAAAUCAACCACCUCCUCUGACAUGUCACAUUUUGAGACGAAAACAGACCACAAGGGAUGUCUGCUUUUAAUUUUAAGAAAUUGCUAAAGCAUUGAUAUCUUUCAUGCCAUAGAUGACAUAGUAUUAGGAAUCCUACACAUUUUUUAACACUUUUAUUAACCUCGAUUGUGUUUUUCUUUGCUGCGAAGCCGCUAUCCGUGUUAUUCAUAGCAUGUGGCGUUCUACACCUUGGUAAUGCUUUUAAAAAAUAAUAAAUAUAAACAUUUUCACGCUUUUUUCGCUAUUUUUUGGAAUUUUUGAGUUUUGGCUUCUUUGUCAAUUUAUUAUUUUCAAUGCUAGUAAUUUGACGCAAGUGCUCCUGAUGAAAUAUAUUCGAUCCAUUAUCAACAAAAAUGAGGGUACCUGAUUUGGUUGAACAAAUCACCAUACCAUUCGUUGUUCUUUUGAACUGUUUAUGAAC